GGCUGCUGUACCUCUUCUUUGCUGUGAUCGGCUUUGGGGUCCUUGUUCCCCUCCUGCCUCACCACUGGGUGCCCGCUGGCUACGCUGCUCUCUCAGGUCCCCUGAGGAGUGAGGUAGGAUCAUAAUGGGUACCAGGUACCCACCUUGGGCCUGGAACUGGCCUGGGCCUUCGGGAUGCAAGCUGAGCCCUAGGGUGCUGGGCCCCCAGCUGAAGGGAAGGCUGGUGCACUGGAGAUGGUGAUCACGCCACAUGGUAAGUGCAGCAGACUGUGAGGGCAGGCGGAGGCCACCUACACCAGCAUCACCGCAUAUCCACAGGCACACUCGCAGCCUGUGGCUCCCCUCCUCCCCUGCCCCACCUCUCCCCACGUGCUCUUGGCUCCUCCCCCUUCCUUCCUCACUUAAAUCCAGUCAGUCAUCCAGCCCUGUUGAUUUUGCCUCCUAAAUAGACACUGAAUUGGCUCCUGGUUUCUGCCACUGCCAACUGCCUCUCUUCCCUGGAUGACCGCUGAGUUUCUAAACGGGUCCCCCACACACACUCUCACCUCGGCCAGCCCCCAUCUGCAUUCCUGCUCUUUCCAAAAACCAAAUCUGAUAAUGUUGCGCCCCAGCUCCAAGCUUUCUAAUGGUUUCUUCCUGCCUUAAGCAAUGAGGCUCAAGGCCGGGUGCGAUGGUUCACACCUGUAAUCCCAGCAUAUUGGGAGACCGAGGCGGAUGGAUCACCUGAGGUCAGGAGUUCCAGACCAGCCUGGCCAACAUGUGAAACUCCGUCUCUACUAAAAAUACAAAAGUUAGCUGGGUGUGGUGGCGCAUGCCUGUAAUCCCAGUUACUUGGGAGGCUGAGGCUGGAGAAUCGCUUGAACCGGGGUGGGGGGGUGGAGGCUGCAGUGAGCUGAGAUAGCGCCAUUGCACUCCAGCCUGGGCAACAGAGGGUGACCCUGUCUCAAAAAAAAAAAAAAAAAAAAAAAAAAAAAAGAAAAGAAAUGAGGCUCAACAUGGCGUCAAGGCUCCGCAUUCUGGACUCUGCCUCUCUCCCCCAUUUCCUCUGAUGUGAUUUUCCCUGUCCUCUUCUGUUUCCACGGCACUGGUCUCUGCCUGGAAGCCCCUUGUCUCUCUCCCUGCUCCCAACACCCAGCUAAAUUAGAGGCCGAGAACUAGCAGCCUAUGGGCCAGUCCAGCCUGCAGAUUUGUUUUUUUGAAUUGAAGGAUAGUUAACAAAGAAAAUGCACAGAUCUUAAUGUUCCUUCUAUAGGCAUGUUUUUUAAAUUAUUUAUUUCCUUAACAUUUAAACAUUGAGAGAUCUCACAUAAAAACCCAGACUUCUGGUUCCUUUUGAGAAGCCAGAAAUUGGCCACACAGACCCUCAUUCUUGCAAGACAGCUGUGAGCUGGAGGCACACUUCAGCCGAACUGCUGGUGGGCAUUCCACAAGUUCCCCAUAGCCACAGUCCCUAGCCAGGCCCCCUUUCCUCUUUACCUGCCAGGUCCCUAGAAUCCAUUCCUCUCCAAGUCUCAGCUGAGACAAUACUUCCUUAGGUAAGCCUUCUGGACCCCUUCAGACUAGAUGAGGUCACUUGGUUAUAAACUGGCAUAGUCCCACGAACUUUCUUCAUUGUAAUUAACCCAUUAUUUGAUUGAUAUCCAUGUUUUUGGGCAGGAGUGGUGGCUCAUGCUUGUAAUCCCUGCACUUUAGGAAGCCAAGGCAGGCAGAUCACCUGAGGUCGGGAGUUUGUGACUAGCCUUGGCCAACAUGGCAAUACCUUGGCUCUACUAAAAAUACAAAAAUUAGCCAGGCGUGGUGGUGAGCGUCUGUAGUCCCAGCUACUCGGGAGGCUGAGGCAGGAGAAUCACUUGAACCUGGGAGGCAGAGGUUGCAGUGAGCCAAGAUCGCGCCAUUGCACUCCAGCCUGGGCAACAGAGCGAGACUCCGUCUCAAAAAAAAAAUCCAUGUUUUCCACCAGACUGCAGUCUCUUCAGUGCUAGGGACUCUUGCCCCUGCCAUAUCCCUCAAUGCCUGUCACACAACAGAAGACCUCAGUAGACAGGUGAAUGAAUGACCCUGGGGGUGAGGCAAGAGAAGAGUUGGAGCAGGCAGGGAGUAAAUAUUUGCCCUCAUUCAGUGUCUAAAGAGUGGAUGGCAUGGUGAGCACAGUAGCUGGUGAUAGCAGAGAGGUUUGGGAGAAGCCAGAGGGAAAGGGACCUUAGCACCGAGCGGAGGAGUGAAUUUCAGCCAGAGAGCUGUUGAGACCCACUGUAGGGGUGCAAGCAGGGAGGGCUUUGGGUCUGAGCUUUUAAAAACUUACUCUGCAACCAUGUGAAGCAUAGACUCAAGGGAACUCAGACAGGAGGCACAGAGUUGGGAGGCUGUAGAGUGGCACAGGCGAGAGAUGAAGACUUGACCAUAGGGAUAGAAGGGGUAGUGAUGGCCACAGGAUUGUCUCUCUUAGCUGUGCUGUGGCACAUUAGGGCGGAGCCUGGUUUAUGCGGAUAUGUAGAGAAAUUUGGCUGCUGGGAGGAGGAGGAAGGGAGGAAAAGAGAUUGGACAGCUGAUGAAUGAAGGAUGGCAGAUGGAUGAUGGGUAGAGCAUGAAUGAUGGAGGAAUGAUGUCUACCUGGCUAGCAAGAGGACGAGUGGAAUUUUGGGCUGAAGCGGGUGUGAUCAAGGGAGGGAGAGUGGAUGGCUGCCUGGGUGGAAUCUAUGGGUGAAUUUUUACACAUCAGACUUUGUAGCAAAUUGUCAGCAAACUUGUCUCCUGCAUUUGGCCCAGUCAUUGAGCAGAUAGGUCCUGGAAGAGCUGUGUUUCAGCUUCAGAGACUAGCCAUGCUGCCCCUGGCCAGGCCCUGAACAUGGCAGGCCAUCCCAGACACUCAGCCCAGGAUUCCAAGUGCCUAGAUUCUUGGUAGGGGAGGUAGCAAGUGUCUGAACCCCUGUCUGCAAGGGGUUCUCCAUCUAGCCCAGCUACUGAAAAGGGGGGUGGCUGCAUCCCUCUUGGAGGUGACUUCCUGUGAAAGCAAGAUAAGGAAGCUGGGACUUAAACUUCAGGUUCUUGGACCUUAGGUGGGGUUGAUCUCUUUCAGUCUCACAUCACCAUUUGGAAUCUGAAACCAGAAACCGGCCUGAGGUCAGACCAGCCAGGGCCUGCACCAGGCCUGGAGCAGUGAGGCCAGGACCCUGUGAUUGAGCACCUAGGUGGCGACAGCAGGCACUGCUGGCUGGCUGUGGAUUCCUUUCCUAGAUGGCCCCUCCCUCUUUCCAUUUGGGGCACAGGGGUUACCUGGAGAGGUCUGAUGAGGAGGCUUUGGGGGACUGGAGGUAGGAGGUGGCACAGGUAGAGAAUCUGCACAAAGCGGGCUGGCAUGGCAGUGGGGAGUUCUCUGGCUGCAAGGAACGGGGCAGGACUCCCAGCUGGCAGAGUGGAGUGAGUCUUUAACCUGCUGGGCCAGUGCAUGGGUGCCAUCUUUGCCAGCCACCUUGUGGUGCACCUCACUGCCGUCUCCAUUGAUCCAGCAGAUGCCAACGUGCGGGACAAGAGCUAUGCAGGGCCCCUGCCCAUCUUCAACCGAAGCCAGCAUGUUCAUGUCAUUGAAGACCUGCACUGCAACUUGUGCGACGUGGAUGUGAGCGCUCGCUCCAAGCACUGCAGUGCCUGCAACAAGUGCGUGUGCGGUUUCGACCACCACUGCAAGUGGCUCAACAAUUGUGUGGGCGAGCGGAACUACCGGCUCUUUCUACACAGUGUUGCAUCCGCUUUACUGGGCGUCCUGCUCCUGGUGCUGGUGGCCACAUAUGUCUUCGUGGAGUUCUUUGUCAACCCCAUGCGUCUGCGCACCAACCGACACUUUGAAGUCCUGAAGAAUCACACGGAUGUGUGGUUCGUGUUCCUGCCCGCCGCCCCCGUGGAGACCCAGGCCCCUGCCAUCCUGGCCCUAGCCGCCCUGCUCAUCCUUCUGGGCCUCCUGUCCACAGCCCUCCUGGGGCACCUGCUCUGCUUCCACAUUUAUCUCAUGUGGCACAAGCUCACCACCUAUGAGUACAUCGUGCAGCACCGCCCACCACAGGAGGCCAAGGGGGUUCACAGGGAGCUCGAGUCAUGUCCUCCCAAGAUGCGGCCCAUUCAGGAGAUGGAGUUCUACAUGCGGACCUUCAGACAUAUGCACCCAGAGCCCCCUGGCCAGGCCAGGCCAGCAGCAGUGAAUGCCAAUCCCUCCCAGUUUCUUGCCACCCGUGGCCAAGCGGAACCUCCACCACCCUCUUCCCCAGACACUCUCGCCCUGCCUCCCCGGAUCCGACCCCAGAAAAAGAGGAAGAGGCGCGUGUAUAAAGUGCGAACUUCUGAGACCUCGGAUCCGGUGUCGGGGCCCAGGGCCCCCGGCCGCCGCUCCAGCUCGUCGACGGAUUCCGCGGACGCCAGCCCUGUGCACGCCGCUGGCCCUGCCAGCGCCUACCACUCGGCGUCGGCAGAGUCCGUGGACGAGAUUCCAGUGGCGCAGACGCGCCUGGGCAGCGCCGCUCUGGCCGCCCCGCGGGGCCGGGGCCGACAGCCCACGCUGGCGCGGCAGGCGCGUGCGCCCGCCGUUUUUGUGAGCCCGAGCAGCGGCAAGCCCAGGGCGCCAGGCGGCCGGGAGGCUGGUCUGGCUUAGCUGGGCCAAGAGGCCAGAGGGCCGAGUUGGAGCUGCCGGCCCGACUCUCUAUGCAACACCCCAUCCUUGCCUCACCGAGUGCACUUUAGGGGCCCCUACGGCCGGCGGGAUCGGCCUCCCUCCCCCACGACUCAGCAAUACCCGCCCCACCGGCUGUGAUGCUCCAAUAAACUUUUGUAUGCUUUUGCGGA
Molecule: messenger RNA, 4830 nt
Organism: Symphalangus syndactylus (siamang)
Lineage: Eukaryota; Metazoa; Chordata; Mammalia; Primates; Hylobatidae
Gene: ZDHHC1
Product: zDHHC palmitoyltransferase 1
Biological process (GO): protein targeting to membrane; peptidyl-L-cysteine S-palmitoylation
Cellular component (GO): Golgi apparatus; endoplasmic reticulum
Molecular function (GO): protein-cysteine S-palmitoyltransferase activity
Source: RefSeq, a predicted model, not a curated record